Molecule: messenger RNA, 647 nt
Organism: Eutrema salsugineum
Lineage: Eukaryota; Viridiplantae; Streptophyta; Magnoliopsida; Brassicales; Brassicaceae
Product: protein LITTLE ZIPPER 1
Exons: 2
Source: RefSeq, a predicted model, not a curated record
AGAAAAUGCAAACACAAAUUACAACAAACUUUCAUCUAUAUAACGCCUCUAUAUCUCUCCCAUUAAUCAAACGUCUAACUUCCUCUAUUUCUCUCCAUCUCCCUUCCUCUUAAUUUCUGUUUUCAACCUUCAAAGAUGUGUUUGAAAUCUUCAGAACCAUUUUCAGACACACCCACGAGAUUAGUUUUGUACCUCAAAACACAAAGCCACGUUCGUAUCCCUCGUCUCUCCAGGAGGAGAAGGAUGUGGCGGGAAGAAAAGGAAAUGGAGAUGAAGAAUAUAAGGCUUUACAUGGAGAAUCAAAACAUCAUUCAAGAAAACGAGAAACUCAGGAAGAAAGCUCUUCUUCUUCACCAAGAAAACAAAGCUCUCUUGUCUCUGCUUCAGACCAAAAAUAUAUCCCCUGUUCCAUAAACAAAGACCUUACCAUCACCAAUCAUCAAGAUCCGAGGGCUCUAAAGAACACCAGAGUCUUAUUAUCUAAGUAGGUCUUAUAAUUUACAAGCAAGGGUUUAGUAUUACUGGGUAUACAUCUUUUUUUUUUGUUUUUUUUGUUUUUAAGUUUCAUCUUUGAUGUAAUCUCUUUAUUUGUGUUCUUUUGUUAAUGGUUAAUGUCAAUUUUCAAAUAAAGUUUUUUAUUUUCUCUA